AUCGCCAGCAUCGCCCCGUGGUGCCUGCUCCAGCCAGCCGUAGCUACCCUCAGCCCUCCGCGACAAGCCAUGUCGGGUCGCUUCGCCUUGUUGCUGGUGCUGCUGCUGGCGAGCCUGUGGACGGCGGCCGAGGCGCGCUACCUGCCCACGCGCGGCCAGGACGACCAGCUGGACCGCAUCAGGGAGCUCAUGCGCUACGUAAUGGAAAACAAAAUGGAGGAGCCUAACAUCUACGACAGCAUGAUGCAUUACAAGAGGGAAGUCCCCGAGGCUGUUCGAGUCCUGUUGGAGCAAGCCCGCCAGUCCCGCCAGUAGCACACGACCCAACAAACACACACCGGCCCUGAACGAUAACCCCACAACAAGCACACACACCUACAAACACACGCACACUCUCGCUAUAUAUGUGUUUCAACAUUACCGACCGAGUCAUGAGGGAUCUUUGGUGUGACAUUUACUGUGCUUCUUUCCAAAUAGCAACAUGGAUAUUAUACUCGUUUCAUUAAUCGUACAAUUUCAUCAAGUCAAUACGAGUUACGUUAUUUGUUGUUGUAUUUUAAUGUCAUUACUGUUUCCCUUAUGAGUUCAUUUAGACGCUAAAACACAAAAAUUAUUAUUGUAGUUUUUGUUACUGCCCUGCAAAAUAAUAAAUUUAUUUCUGUUUUGAGCAUCCACAAUAAUGAAAAUACAAUAAUUUUAAAGAACUCUUACAUUUAUCUUUUACAUUCUGUUGAAUAAAAGUGAAAAUCUUACGCAGUUAUCAUUUGUAUCAAACAUUAAUUCACUUUUGAGGCCAUGUCUCAUUAAAAAUAACAAAUCAUUUUUAUCAUUAAUUUUGUUUACAAUUUUAGCUAUAAUUAAUUGCUGAAGUAGUCUUAGUCUAAUAUUAGUUUUAUUUGUGAGAUUCCUAAGAAACUGAAUUCUUGUUACUUGCUUGUAGAAGCAGUAUGUAAGAUAAUGUAAUUUCUUGUGAAAUAACAAUAUUUUGUCAAACCAUUUACUAAACGAUUUAAGUACAAUUAACUUCUUUCUCAACGCUCAUAAAAUACUAAGAUUAAAUAUAUGUAGUUGUAUUUAUUUCUUUUUGAAGUAUACAUGAUAUGAAUAAACUCAUACCUACUUAAUUAUUUUAUAUAAUUAUUAAUUUUAUAUCUGUAACAAAAGCUUUUUCAUAAGAUUAUUUUACAUAUUUUAAGGGACAAGAACAAGUGAUGUAAAUAAAAAUGUGUAAGUAAAGAGAAAAA
Messenger RNA from Bacillus rossius redtenbacheri, 1244 nucleotides. RefSeq lists its product as uncharacterized. Bases 70 to 315 code for a protein of 81 amino acids. The record is from RefSeq and is a predicted model, not a curated record. The transcript is spliced from 3 exons. Lineage: Eukaryota; Metazoa; Arthropoda; Insecta; Phasmatodea; Bacillidae.